Messenger RNA from Pelodiscus sinensis (Chinese soft-shelled turtle), 603 nucleotides. Lineage: Eukaryota; Metazoa; Chordata; Testudines; Trionychidae. The record is from RefSeq and is a predicted model, not a curated record.
AUGGUAGCAGCUUUCGUGCACCUAAAAGGGUUGGACAUUAGGAAAAACUUCCUGCCUGUCGGGGGGGUUCCACGCUGGAAUCAGUUGCCUGGGGAGGCUGUGGAGUCUCCUUCCCUGGAGCAUCUCACUGCGCAGAGCCGUGCCCUCUCCUGGGGCAUCUCCCUCCCCGCCGGGCUGUGCCAGGAUCUCAUCUCUGUGUUGCUGCUUUCAGAGCAGGAGGAGGCAGAGGGGCGACCCCGGGGCUCCCUGUGGGCACGGUGCCUGCAGGGCCUGGCAGCAGUGUCCACCCACCCUGGGAUCGUGCGGGAGACCGUCCCUGUGCUGCUGCAGUGUCUGCGCCAGGUGCCGAGAGGCAGCAUGCCAGCGGACGCCUGCGACGUGGUGGCCGUGUGCCAGAGCCUGCGGCGGGUGGCGGUGCAGUGCCAGUCGGAUGCUGAGAGCUGCUGGUACUGCCACCAGACCGUGGUGCCCUGCCUGCUUGCUGUGGCCGUGCAGGCUGCCGUGCAAGGUGAGCCCCGUUCCGUGGGGCAGGUGUGUAGAUGGCAGCAGGACUCGGGUGAUCCAGUGUCUGGGGAGGGAACAGAAGCCCUGGCUGGGGGCUGA